Molecule: messenger RNA, 348 nt
Organism: Ostertagia ostertagi
Lineage: Eukaryota; Metazoa; Nematoda; Chromadorea; Rhabditida; Trichostrongylidae
Source: the annotation of a GenBank genome assembly
AUGAAAACAGCAAUCCUUUUCGGAGCAAGCGGGUUUAUUGGUUCGUAUCUGCUAACAGAACUAUUGAAUAGCACCGAUUAUGAUCAGGUGACCAUUGUUGUCCGGAAAGAGUUGCACAUCAAUCAUCCUAAACUACAAACGAUCAUUGGCGAUUAUGACUCGUUACCCGGCUUGAAAGAACGCAUCGUUGCCAACGAGAUUUUCAUUGCCCUUGGUACAACGAAGAAAAAUACACCACAACAGGAUAAGUAUUACCAGCGGCAACACUGGCCAGAAGAAAUGGUACCACUGCCGUUUUCCUCGUCACUGCCGUUGGCGCCAAUGAACAAUCAACGGUAUUUUAUUUAA